CAAGAGGAGACAAGCUCGACGGUGCUGGUUGUGAACACGACACCAUUGCCACCGCCUCCUCCUCCGCCGCCAAAGUCAACCUCAACACCGCCUCCUCCUCCUCCUCCUCCACGGACAUCCACAUCAACACCGCCGCCGCCUCCUCCUCCUCCACGGACGUCCACAUCAACACCGCCGCUUCCUCCUGCUCCUCCUCCGCCGCCAGUGUCGACACCGGCACCGCCCCCUUCUCCUUCUCCAGCACCAAGGUCAACAUCGACACCGCUGCCGCCGCCUCCUCCUCCUCCGCCGACAACGACAGCGUCAAGAGCUCCAACUUCAUCUCCGGUCGUACCCCCUACGACUCUAUUACCAGCACCAUCCCCGGCACCAUCCCCGUCACCUUCGACAACGCAGAAGGCUGAGACCACAUCAGCUUCACCGACGAUGUCCUCCACCUCGCUGCUGUCGUCGGCUGCUUCGACUUCGUCGGCUACUUCGACUUCGUCGGCCACUUCGACAUUGUCGACAAUAGCCUCGGCCACGCUGCCCAUCGCUUUACCCGCCACCACCACCGGCGCCGCCGGUGGCGGACUACUACGCCCUACUCAAGGAGCAGGACCGCCAGUUCAACGACUCGUUGAUCCAGCCAAAGGGUCCUUCCUCGGUGGUGAUCCGUCAACAAAUAUAGAUGUGCCCGUCACGUUCCUUUUCCUGCUGCUAUUCGCGGCUGGUGCCUAUACGCACAUCCGGAUCUACCGGGCCAACGCCAAGCGCGGGC
Colletotrichum navitas is the source of this 760-nucleotide messenger RNA. RefSeq lists its product as uncharacterized. The record is from RefSeq and is a predicted model, not a curated record. The transcript has a single exon. The annotation marks the transcript as partial. NCBI's taxonomy places the organism in Eukaryota, Fungi, Ascomycota, Sordariomycetes, Glomerellales, Glomerellaceae.